CUUCUCUUGUCUUGUUAAUCUCACGCUGUGGUUGAUGGGAAGGAUUUAGUGAGUUCCCUGUGCGAAGCGUCGUUACUUUUUUCUCCUUCCCACGGAUCUUUGCGCACCGCGAUCCGUAGCGGCAAAAGGUAACGACUGGGUACGAGUCUGCACAACUCUUCCCUCUUCCCUCCCCAUGGACAGACAGACACUAAAAACUUCUGCGUAGGAGCCUAUUUCAAGUCCUGUCUCAUCAAAAACAAACCCUCAGUAUUUUAAACUGCCACGGUAUUUUCGCUGUUUGGGUGCUAUACAUCAGUCAAGCUUGUCUCGCUUAUUCAUCAUUAACUUGGAACUAACGAACACGAUGGGAGAAGAUCUCAAAAAGCUGCCUGAUAGUGAAUUCUGCAAUGCUGCUGCCUUUGCUUGGGCUUGCCAGCUAACAGGACCGAAACCAUAUAUAAAUCCCAAGCACGAUCCACCUUGUUAUGAAGAUGUUGAAGACGACACUAAAAAUAGUGCAUUAGAAGGGAGCUCGACGGAAGAACUCAAGAAGCUACCUCCUAGUAAAUUCUGCAAUGCUGCUGCCUUUGCUUGGGCUAACCAGCUAGAAGGACCGAAUUCAUUUCAAAACUCCAGUCGCGAUCCACCUUGUUCUGAAGAUGUUGAAGACCUCUUGCAGUGAUGGGUAUUCCCAUUUGCAGUCCCCCCUGUAGACGUAGAAGACGACACCACAGUGUCCAGAGAUUGCAGUAGAAGAUAAUUCGACUGAGCAGAGUAAAAAAAGACAACCAAUUCGAGUAAAGAAUAAACCAAAUGAAACUCUAUCCCUGAUCGAAAAAGUUACAGACAGUUUUUCUCUUUAGACUCUUGUUUUUAACUUGAAACACUGUAUCUUUGAUCGGCUCAGCCUUAGCCCUGCUUGCAGACCUCUUUUUCUGCCAUACGUUCUGGCUUUAGGUCGCUUAACACUACGGAGGGGACGAAAAAAAACCUCUGCUCGCAGGGUAGGCUCAUCCGUGUCGAUCAAGGAUAGUGUUUCGUAUUGAACGAGCGAAACACUGUUCUUGGUUGUCACGGCUUCGUCGAAUAAGCAAAGCAAAGAUGUCUGCCUUGAGGACAGAAAGCUUCAAGCUCAAGAAAUAAGAGAUUACUUCGAGAAGUGAGACAUUUAUAAACAAUUAUUUUGAACUAACGCUUUCUGUCUGUCUGAUAUACUUAUUUUUAURCAUGAUCACCUCUCGUGAUUAAGGUCGAUAAUAUCUCAACGCUUUAGGUGUGAAUCGAUUCAGAAAAUAGACUUUGUACAA
This is a messenger RNA of Actinia tenebrosa (Australian red waratah sea anemone), 1289 nucleotides long. RefSeq lists its product as uncharacterized. NCBI's taxonomy places the organism in Eukaryota, Metazoa, Cnidaria, Anthozoa, Actiniaria, Actiniidae. The record is from RefSeq and is a predicted model, not a curated record.